Verticillium dahliae VdLs.17 is the source of this 309-nucleotide messenger RNA. RefSeq lists its product as uncharacterized. The record is from RefSeq and is a predicted model, not a curated record. The transcript has a single exon. Bases 1 to 309 code for a protein of 102 amino acids. NCBI's taxonomy places the organism in Eukaryota, Fungi, Ascomycota, Sordariomycetes, Glomerellales, Plectosphaerellaceae.
AUGAGGGUCUGCUCUCUGGUUCGAAGACUCCUUUUAGUUGCGGUGCUGGUGCCCGUGCCCCUCUUCGUGUCCGCUCGCCAUGAUGCCUUGGGCCACAGGCUUCGAGAACGUGAUGCGCCAGCACCAGGUCUCGAUGUGAAGCAACCCAGGGCUAGGGCCAUCGAGGAAAACGCGAAGGGAACAGUGGAGGAAUACCAGCAAUAUAGCUGGGGCUAUGGGUAUGGAUACCCUCCUGAUGAGGCCGAGGCUACAUCAACAGAGGAAACUUCCGAGGAGGGAACGCCUGCCACCAGCAAGGAAGGUCGGUAG